UAUGGAACCGUCUUAUAGUGUUUAUCCCAGCUCACGACCAUUUUCGAGAUUCCUUGAGGAUUAUAAGGAAUUAACUGAAAUUCUAAUUUAUUAAUUAACAUAUAAUUAGAUAACAUAAAUAGGGUGAAGUGUUUAUCCGUUUCCAAAUGAGGUCAUCCUGGAUUUUGGCACUGUGUUUUGUAUUGGGUGAUUUCUAACUGCUUUCUUUGUUUAUGUGGGGGAGUUGGUGUUUUUCAGUGAUUUAAACUUUAUAAUAUUGAAUGAUGUUUGAGAAAAAAAAUUCUGUACUGAGUUGUGAUGUGGCAUGAUAAAGAUGUAUGCAUUUCAAAGUAACUGGGUGGAUGUAGGAAGUUCUGUCAUAAUGUUUAUAAAUAACACUUAGAUAAUCUGGGAUAUAUAUUUCUAUCAGUAUGGCGGCGCUACCACCAAUGAUGGGGGACCUCCUAGAGUACUUUGAGGCCAAGAACCACUCUCUGGACAAAGUGGACGUUAAUCACUCAGUCAGCCUGGACAGCAAGUUCACAUCCUGUAUCACAUUUAAUGGCAUUCCUAUUUUACCACCAGUGAUGACGCAGAGAAGGCGAGAUGAAAUGUCUGGAUAUCGCCGACAGGCCGUUCAGAGAGAAACUCGUAGGAGGUCCAAACAGCGCCUACAGCUCGUGGCCAAAGUCCAGUCCAUAGUGGCUGAAGUGGAGAAGGAAUUUUCCUUAAAAUGCCGCACUCGAUUGCCCCGGACAGCUAACAUUUCCCGACUCCUUGAGAAGCGUUCCAGAGGACUUUCUGACUCCACUUGUUCUUCCCCAGUGGGAUCUGACAGCGCCGCUUCGUCCAGGAUAUCCCCGGGCCCCAAUUACCAAUCCUCCCCCUCUGAACCCCCCAAACCCAGGUCUGGUCCACAGUCAAGGCUUCAGGAUCAAAGUUCAGAGGACUCACCUAGUGUCAGUAUAAAGAAGGAAAACAAAGAUGUCCAAAAAUCUCAGGUGCCCGAGAAAAGUGAAAAGACAAAUAAACCAACAGCUAAAAGUGACGUUAAACAAAAUAUAAGUGGAAAUGCCAGUAAAGUUAAGGGUGCUUCUAACAAUUAUCAGGCAACUGAUACAGCAAGGGAAAAGAAUGAGUCAAAGACAGUGAAGUCUGCUCUGGUGAGCAGUAAACAGAAACAAUCACAGAUACCCAAACCAGUUUCUUCAAGUCAGGGUCAGAACAAGGCUCUAAGUAACCUGAAAAGAGCCAGCUCCAUGUCUUCCCUUCCAAAUUUGGCUAAAAUCGAGGGUCUGCCCACUCCCAAACCUCCGACUUCACCUAAAACCAAGCAGCAGUUGAGGCGAGCUCGACUUGGAAUGUCGGGACAGUAUUCUAUAUCUCAGCCAGAUCUAAGGGACAUCGACAAAUCAGACUCAGAAACAUCAGUGUCUUCACAUUCGCAGGUGGAGGAAAGUGCUUCUCAGAAACGACAGAAACUGUUAUUGUCUACACAGCACAGUGUGUCAAAUCCAGACUUAACUAAUACUGGUUUAUCACCAGAUAGAUCUGCUCAAGAGCAGAUGAAGGGCAAAAUGUCACCCAAAACCAAACUGAGAAGUUCCACAAGUGUUCCAAAUUUAACUAUGGUGGGUAGGACCAAGAAAAAGAAGACCCAUGCCCAAAGAGAUGCUGAAAAGUCAGCUGCUCAAAAAUUGCAACAGAAGCCACAGAAAUAUUCUGGUGAAGGUGCCAAACCUAAGAGUUCUUCAAUAUCUGUUAGUAUACCUAUUGAGAUAGACAAUAGAGAAGAAAGACUUGAUUCAUUGUCAGAUUUCACAUCCCUGGACAACUGCAAUUCUCUUCCUGAGGAGUUUGCAGGAAUGCCUUUGUCAUCUGUUAGACAGCAGCAGAUCAGUCAUGUGUUAGUUAAAUUAUCCCAGUGUCUGAACAUUCAGGACACCAUGAGUACACUUAGUUCUACCGUUUCCUCUGGACAUGACACUGCUGAAAUUAGGCAGCAGAUAACUGAUCAGAUUUUAGCAUCAGCAGGUAUUAAACCAGGGUCUGUACAGGCUCAACAGUUCUUAAAUCAAUAUAACAUCCAACAAGGUUCGUCUGAAAAUCCAACGGAUGAUUCUUCAGUGUCCAACGCUCAGACACCACCUUCCUAUGAUUCUAGUAAUGUGAGUUCUGAACCAAUUAGCUCAAGCAGUGGAGGAAACAGAACCCAUACAAGUACAGCUUCUAACUCCAUCAUGAGUUCUGGAGGAUCUGCCUCAGGUGGACAACAGCAAAGCAGAAGGUUGAGUCCAAAAGGAGGCAAGAGUAAGGUGCAUUUCUCUUCAUUUUUAACAGAGAUUAGCACCAGUGCAAGCCAGUCCUUGGAGGGCAGAAUUUCUGUCAGAAAGAUGGACAUUACUCCACAAAACAGUCCAAGGGUUAGUGUUGAUACUGUGGAUGGAUUACAGACAAUAGAUUCACAAGAAAAAUUGAAACUGAAGAUUGUGCCAAAAAACUCCAGUGACCUGGGAUUGGGCUCUGGGCCUCAGGUCGACUAUAUUAACAUUACCGAGGAACCAGAGUCCAUGUUGAGUAAAGUGGCCCUUAGUCCAGAAACUUCUGAGUCCUCCCCAGGAACACCUAAGGAUAUUUUUAGUAAAGGUCUUCCAUUUCAUGGAUAUGGCAAUGAACCAGAGCAUAAUACCUCUGAUAAGGAAAAUGAAUUCAAGGAGAAAUCCAUGGUCGGAACCUCUGAAGGAUUUGUUCAGACAAAUAUUUCUUCAUCUUCCCAUGUUGAUACUCAAGACAUUGUGAAAGAAAGUGUGAAAUCUGAUGAAGGUUCCCAGUGCAGCACACUCAAAGCUAGUCAAGAUUUGUUAAGAAGUAGAGAAUCAGGUGUUGAAAACACUAAAUCGUCAGCUUCAGAUUUAAAAAGUGAAAGCCAAACUUCUUAUUCAGAGAGAAAUUUAGGGGGCAUUAAGAGCAAUCAGAUGGGACAGCAACAAAUCAAGUCAGUUUCUCAUGAUAAAAAUACAUCCCAGCAUGCUUCAGUAACACAAAAAAGAACAAGUUCUGCAGACACUUCAUGCAGAGCACAAACUCAGGGAAUACGGAGCAAGGCUGAAGCAAAGCGUGCACAGCUGACCUCCCAGCAAGGUCAGCACGCUUCUCCAGCUGUGCUGCCGGCCGAAUCUCACGAGUUUGUCUCGAGUGGUGCAGCAAGUAAGGGACCAUCUUCUCGGUCUGCUCAGAAGAGGUUAGACUUGGAUGUUGAAAGAAACAAUGGAUAUACAGGGUCACAUGCACAAAAUUUCUCCUUGGAUACUUCCACGGAACAAGAGGGCAAAGCUGAGCAUAUACAAAGGUAUUUGACUCAUGUUCAAAGCCAGCGGGGUGCUUCUCCGGUGAAUACGGGGAUUCCUCCAGAAAUGGCCCCCAUUGGAACCCCUGCUGACAUCACAGCAGCCAUCCAAUCAUUUACUUCAAGUCUUCAGUCACUGGAAAAUAUGUCCGAGGAGGAACUGCUACAUAUUCAGGCAGAACAUUUUGACAAAAUCCGCAAAUUUUUAGUUGAACAGCAAAGACAACAGUUAGAGGAACUUUUUGUCAUUCAGAGGCGGGAACAGAUGGAACUUCAGAAUGACAUCGCAAGUUACCAAAACAAUCUCAGGAAACAGGCAGAAUUCAGCAAUAUUUCUUACCUCAGUAAUAGCACUCAACUCAAUCAGCCAAAUCUUGAACACUCACCCGAGAACAAUGCAGCUUACAACAUGGGCCAACCAGAGGAGCCUUUCAACAUCAGCCAUAUUAGUCACCAUGGUAACACAGCAGGGGUGGAUAACUACCAUAACACACAGCCUAAGCAGUUUGCCUACAUAUCUAGUCCCAGCCUGUACUUUAACCCCAAGGACCGUGACAACAACUCCGACAUCAGCACCUUCAGUAGGGCCACCCCCAAACAGUCCCUCCAGUUUGUCAAUCACUCCACCCCCUCCCCCAAAUCCUUCAAACCUGUGAUGCACUCUCCUGUCAAACAGCCAUCAUCAGCCAGGCACAGUAAGCCUGUCAGGAUUCCAGAGAAGGCAUUUGAUGAUGACAUGCAGCCUUGCUUUGACCGAGUAUCAGCUUGCGUCAGAGGUUACUUGACUAGGCGGUUACUGAAGACAGAAAAAGUUCAAGAGAUUAUCAAAACUAUACAGGACACCAAGCAGUUUGCAUACAGCUUUCAGGCAGAGACUCCGAUCAAGAGGGGGGUCUUCUCCCACCAGGACAGAGAUCUUCUAGACAGGAUUAUAGCUCAGCUGCAGGCAGCUUUGCUUGACAUCCAUGAGAUUUUCUUUGAGAUUCCUGUUUAUGAAAGGAUGGCCCUUAUUGCACAUUCCAGACAGCUAUUGGAGGAGAAAAGGCUUAGAGACAGUAAUAAUGUGAGGUCCAGUGUUUCCACUUCUCAGCCUAGAGUCAGCUCGGCAACUAUAAAGGCCAUGGAGAGAAAGCGCAAAGCAAAUGAAACGGAGGUAGCUGGGAAUUUGAGACCCCAGUCUGCGCCCGCGGAAACAACUGUGUCCAGACAUCCAGCUGCUCAGGCCCAUAACCAGUCUAUUGACUUCAGUGUGCCCAUGAGACGUCACUUCCAAUCUCUCUUAUCCAGGGCAUUAAAGCCAUUACAAGGCCAGUCUACUCCAACUAAUCCUUCCAGGGAGACAAACAAAUCCAAGCCCGGUGUGAUAUUGAGUAAGCCGGUGUCAUUUGCAGCUGCUAAAGCCAAAAAACCUGUGGCCACAGGUGGAACAGUCACAGGAAAAACUACAACAAAGUCCUCUGCCAGCAAUACUAAAAAUAAAGCUGUCGUCAAGUCAAAGUUUACCAAGCCUGCAAGUGCAUGGAGAUAACACAGCCUUUGCCAAGCAAUACUUUUGCACAGCUUAGCCCCCUGCCAUACUGUUGUGCAUAUGGGACAUGCCUUACGGUGCCAAAACAUCCAGGAUGUGUAGGAUUUCAAGCAAUCAAGUCAAGAAAGGGACAGUUGGAGAUCUAAAUAUGUGAUCUGAAUCUGGAGACUGAAGUUUUCAUUUGAAGAGAACUGGGUCCUUGAUAAAACAUCAUUGAUAUGAAAAUGGUGCAAAAGACAUAACUAUAGUGGAUGUUUUGAUUCCACUUAAAUUCUGAAUCAAUAGAUUUGGGAUUGUGCCAUAGUGUUCACAAGUCCAAAACACUAGGAUUCUCUGUCAACUUUAAAGUCCCGUAACCAUCACAUUUUAAAAUAUUGAAUUCCACAAUGUAAACUUGAGCUCAUUGAACAAAAACUCAUAUUAAUACAGACAUGUAUUACUCUGAAGAUUGGUUUACAUUGGUUAUUAUCGAUAAAAAGGGUCCAUUAUUUAUCAAUGGCAUGUACAUUUAUCUUCAAAGAAUUUUGCUAUUUAAUUUAUAAUAUAAAAGUGUAAUUAUAAACUGCAGUAUUAUCCUGAUUCCAAAAUUCCAGGAGGAG
Saccostrea cuccullata (small rock oyster) is the source of this 5452-nucleotide messenger RNA. RefSeq lists its product as uncharacterized. Bases 411 to 4853 code for a protein of 1480 amino acids. The transcript has 14 exons. NCBI's taxonomy places the organism in Eukaryota, Metazoa, Mollusca, Bivalvia, Ostreida, Ostreidae. Gene Ontology annotation, cellular component: centriole. Gene Ontology annotation, biological process: ciliary basal body organization; negative regulation of centriole elongation; centriole replication. The record is from RefSeq and is a predicted model, not a curated record.